Messenger RNA from Darwinula stevensoni, 6225 nucleotides. The record is from the annotation of a GenBank genome assembly. Lineage: Eukaryota; Metazoa; Arthropoda; Ostracoda; Podocopida; Darwinulidae.
AUGACUAUUGAUGAUCUGGGAGGGAGUGUAUUGGAGAGCCUCACAGCCCUGGGUGAGACUGACCCAUCCUUUGUCCAGCCUCAAGUUUCUGUGUCAGAUAGUCAAGGGCCAGGCACACCAUUUGGCAAUGGAGCUGGGUCCUCAUAUACCCAGUUGGGAAAUGGGAGUGCAUCCACCCAGCCACAACAGCCAGGCCCCUCUCCUUUGCCACAGUCUUCUAUGCAGGCUACAUCUCAGUCAUAUGGCAUGAAGCAUCAUCAGUAUGACUACCACAUGAUGUAUGGGUCCCAAAAUAAUGUCCCACCAACUCAUUCCAUGAUGCCUCCAGGAAGUAUGCAGAAUCCUGGGUAUUCAAAUGCAGGUGCAAGUACACCCAGGGCAACUGGUUACAGUUACUCAAUGCCAACCAUGAAUUAUCAACAACAGUCUCCCAUACAGCAAAAUCAGACCCCACUGUAUAAUUCAUCUGCAACUGGGAGUAGAGCCAUGUAUGGAGCUUCAACCCAAGGACCAGUACCUUCUGACACUAAUAGGUGGGGCUUACCACAAGUGUCAAGGCCACAUUAUCCCAUGAUGUCCUCAUCAAGUUAUGGGGCAUACUCUAAUGGUGUUCCCGGUGGGCCAAGAGGACCUGGAAUGGGACCAGUUCCAUACGAACAGAAUUAUCCUUCUCAUUCUGGUUCAUCAUAUGUCAAUCAGCCUACGGCAGCCAGGUACCCAUCACAAAGCUCCAUGCCUAUGAGUAUGCCAUACCAGGGUCAUAUGGGACCUGAUUACAGUGCAAGAAUGAGGGGUAGUCAUCCCCAUAGGAUGCCCCAAGCACAUCCUUAUGGAAUGAGCAUGUCUGGAUACCCAUACAUAGGCCAGCAACAGCAGAUGCAACAGCCACAGCAGCAAAUGCAACAACCCCCACUGCCUACACAACAGCCCACACAACACCAGGCACAAGUGCAAGGACAAAUAAAUGGACCAUAUUCCCAGCCUUUCCCAAGUCAGUCAACAUAUUUAGGCCCUGGAUCUGGGUCUCAGACCACUGGUGUGAUACAAAGAACUGAGAAGCCUAAUUCAGGUGUGCAGCUACCUUCUGGAAGUCCUCACUAUAGUUCUCCAACCACAUUCCAAGUUUCCCACUCUCAGCAACAGAAGGGAUCUCCCAGUCCACAGCUAUCUCCUCAUCAGAAUUUGAUUCCAAAUACCAACAUGUCACCACGCUCUGUUCAGUCAUCAUCUUCUCCAAGAGCAUCUCCAUCUCUUCAUUCCAAGGUUCAUCCAACACAAAAUGUGCUUCCCAAUGAUUCUAAUUUCCCUCGUUCAAGCCUCCAACAGUUGGAACAAAUGGUUGGCCCUCCCAUGAAUCCCUUCUCCAGUCCUGGCCCUGGAAUGGGCUAUCAGCAACAGCAACAACAACAAACUUCUCCAAUUCCCCGGUCUGGCAACAAUGCAAUUCCUGGAGGCAUGCAGCAGCAAUCAUUUAGUCCUGCAAUGACAAGUCCUACUGGGCCCAUGCAGCAGCAUGGGCAAAUCAGACCCCCUGUUUCUCCAAAUGUGAUCCCUCGACCAGCUCAGAGCCCUAGCAUGGGGCCAAGAACUCCCAUGUCCCCACAGCAGUGGGGUUUGCCUCGGCCCCAACCCUCACCUUCCAAUAGUGGAGCCCCACCUAGGACUUCGCCCUCAGUUAGUGCAAGCACAACUGUUGCAACCUCAUGCAUCAGUGAAGAUGUAUUGACAAGUUGUUCUCAGUCAGGAAUCAGUAUUCCCACUUCCAUACCCCCAACCACAGGGUCUGGAAGUAUGAUGGUGAGCAUGGAAGAGACAUCUGCAUCAAUGCAACCAGUCAUGAGUGAUAUCCCGAAGGAAGUGAAUGAGUGCAAAGGAGAGACACCAAGUGAUACAAUGAGUGAUGAAAGUACAAAAGAGGUGGUUAACGUUGCAGGUUCAAUAUCUGGAUCUGGUGAUGGCAAAGAAGAAAUUGAAUGUAAGAUAACUCCAGAAGAGGCUUUGAGUGGGAUUCAAGCAAUGAUGAAAUCUCCACAGGAUGUGCAAGUACAGAAGCAACCAAGUGUUGCUGUUCAACCAGUUUCAACAUCUGGGCCUCAAGGGUCUGACAUGAUUCCUUCCACUACAUCGCAUUCCAGCGAGAUCCCACUCUCAUCGCAGGUGUCAACAGUUUCUGCUGAAGACUCAAUAUCUACCACUGUGCAGUACCCUCCUACGUGUACCUCUGUUGCAAGAUCAACAGACUGCCCAGUCUCUGCUGGCAUUUCUUUCUCCCAAGGACAUGCCAUUUCUGCUGCCAGUUCUGUGCCUCCUACCACUUAUCCUCAUGUGGUUCAACCUGUUGCACCAUCUUGUGCACAGCCACUGCAUUCUGGUGCAAUGCCUCAAAGUUUCCACAUGACUUCACCAGCCCCUCUUAGAGCUGCAACUGCAUGGCCACCUUAUGGCCAAUAUGGUCCUGUACAACAUCCCCAGCAGCAAGCAGCUCAGCCUCAGAGUCAUCCAUAUUCUGGUAUGGCCUUGGCUCAGCAGAGACCACCAACUCCCAGCUUCCAUCCAACAGUGCAAUAUGAGAUCCAGCAAUUGAAUCAGCAGCUUUCUCAGCUUUACAGUAGUCCUCCCAGUACUGCCAUUCAGCAAAAGAUCCAAGAGAUGCAGGAAAAAAUCAAGAGACUUCAGAUGAGCUCUUCUGGACCCAUGUGUCCUCUGCCUGGUCCAGCAUCUGACAUGCCACUACCAGGAGUUCCUGUAUCCUCAAAUGCCUACAUUCAGUCAUGUCAGCAACCUCCCAGUAUUCCUCCACCACAGGUGGUAACUGGUCAGGAAGAGGUUGUUGGUGCCACAGUUGAGGAGGAACAUGAAGAAGAGACCAAGAAAAGAAAAAAACAAAAAAGUAGUCCAAAGGAGAAAAAGCCAAGAGCACCUCCCAAGGAGAAAUCACCAAAGAAACCCAAGGGGAAGAAAAAGAAGGGAGAUGAUGAUGAAGUUGUUGGUGAUACACCAGCUGAAGAAACAUCCAUGGGGACUGAACCUUCUGCUACAGUCAAUGGUGAUGUGGAUGCCAAACCCAAAGAGAAGAGGAAACCUAGGGUGAAAGAAGUUUCCUCCAAGAAGAAAAAACCUACCAAGACUCUGCUAAACUUUGGAAAGAAACGUAAAAGGAAGAGAUCAGACUCUGAGGGAAGUGACCUUGAUGCCACUCCACCACCUUCUCCUGCUGUGGCUGAAAAUGAUGAUGAUUCUGCUCAUUUGAAGCGACGUUCUGCAAGGAAUACCAAGAGGAAGAAGUAUGUUGAUGACAUAGACUUGAACAUCUCAGAGGAUGAAACCACACUUGGAAUGGAUAGAACACUUGGAGAUGGCAAAGGUGUCGAUGGAUCAUUGGAUCAGCAGCCUGAAUCCCAAAGCCAGAGUCUUGAUGCUUCUCAAGGGGACAGCAAGAAAACUGAACAACCUGUGCUCCACAAGCCCAGUUUUGCCUACAUAAAUCCAAGUGAAGAAGAUUCCAUGAUCAUACAGCACAUCCUUGCCUGCCGAAAAGGGAAGAGAGAAGUAGUUGAGAGUGAAGAUGAGGAAGAACCAGGGACUGACAAGACACAAGAGAAUGAAGAGGAGAAAGAUAAAGAGACUGGAGGAGAGGAAGGAAAUGAGAGUGUGGGAGGGAACGAAGGAGGAGAACAGGGGAAAGGGAAGAAAGAACCCCGAACAGUUGAAAUUGAAGAGUACUUGGUGAAAUAUAAGAACUUUUCCUACAUUCAUUGUGAAUGGAAGACAGAAGAGGAGCUGUUCAAGGGAGACAAAAGGUUGGAUGAGGAACCCUUUAAUCCAGACUAUGUUGAAGUGGAUCGAGUGUUGGACAUGUCUGAGUACAAAGACCCUGCGGCAGGGGAUGUGGUGAAGCAUUACCUUGUCAAAUGGAGGGCUUUGGCUUAUGAAGAUUCUACUUGGGAGCUGGAAGAGGAUGUGGAUCCUAACAAAAUCAGACUGUACUUGGAGUUUCGCAAUGCACCCCCAAAAGAUCAAAGAAAGGUGAAAAAGGGACCACGGCCCAGUGAUUGGAAGAAAUUGGAUGCUAGUCCAGAGUACAAGAAUGGAAAUACACUCCGUGACUAUCAGCUAGAAGGACUCAACUGGCUCACGUUCUCCUGGUGUAAUGGUGCUGCCAGUAGGAACAUGAUUCAGGAGUAUGAAAUGUACUACAAGGAUGGAACUGGAGGGAGGAUCCCAGACAUAUACAAAUUUGAGGCCCUCAUCACGACCUUUGAAGUUAUUAUUUCUGACUGUCUUGAGCUAAGGGAAAUCUCUUGGAGAUGCUGUGUCAUUGAUGAGGCACAUCGACUGAAAAACAAGAACUGCAAACUUUUAGAGGGUCUUCGCUUGCUUGAUCUUGAGCAUAGGGUGUUGCUGUCUGGAACACCAUUGCAGAAUAACAUCAGUGAGCUGUAUUCUCUACUCAAUUUCCUGGAGCCCAAUCAGUUUGCCUCUCAGGAGGGCUUCUACGCUGAAUUUGGAGAUCUGGUAUCUGAAGAACAAGUUCAGAAACUGCAGACCAUUUUGAAGCCCAUGAUGCUUCGCCGUCUCAAGGGUGAUGUUGAGAAGACUAUAGCUCCCAAAGAAGAGACCAUAAUUGAGGUUGAGCUGACUAACAUUCAGAAAAAGUACUACCGUGCUAUUUUGGAAAGGAACUUCUCAUUCUUGGCCAAAGGAACUUCCAAUGCCAAUGUGCCAAAUUUGAUGAACACUAUGAUGGAGUUGCGGAAGUGUUGUAUUCACCCAUAUCUGAUAAAUGGUGCUGAGGAGCAAAUUCAAGAGGAUUGGAGGAGAGAUCAUGGUGAGGACUCUGAAGUCUAUUAUCAUGCCAUGCUUCAGUCUUCUGGGAAGUUGGUGCUGAUUGAUAAGCUCCUUGCCAAGCUAAAGGCAAAUGGACAUCGUGUACUCAUCUUCUCUCAGAUGGUUCGAUGCCUUGAUAUCUUGGAGGAUUACCUCAUCUGGAAAAAGUAUCCAUUUGAGAGAAUUGAUGGACGUAUCCGAGGAAACAUGAGACAGGCUGCCAUAGACCGCUUCUGCAAGCCAGAUUCUGAUCGCUUUGCCUUUUUACUUUGUACUAAAGCUGGCGGUUUGGGGAUUAAUCUGACUGCUGCCGACACUGUCAUUAUAUAUGACUCUGACUGGAAUCCUCAGAAUGAUAUCCAAGCUCAAGCUCGUUGUCAUCGUAUUGGCCAAAGCAAAAUGGUGAAAGUGUAUCGUCUGAUUUGCCGUAAUACCUAUGAGAGGGAGAUGUUUGAUAGAGCUUCCCUCAAGCUUGGGCUUGACAAGGCUGUCCUUCAAAGUAUGAACACCACACAAGCAGAUAAAGAAGGAAAUCUAGGUGGAGGAGCACAAUUGAACAAGAAAGAUGUUGAGGAGCUCUUAAGAAAAGGUGCCUAUGGAGCUCUCAUGGAAGAUGACAAUGCUGGAGAUAAGUUCUGUGAAGAAGAUAUUGACCAAAUAUUGGAGAGAAGAACUCAGGUGAUCACAGUGGCAACUGAAGAGGGAUCAACUUUCUCAAAGGCUAGCUUUGCCCACACCACCAGCCGUUCUGACAUUGACAUUGAUGAUCCUGAUUUCUGGCAAAAAUGGGCUAAGAAAGCUGAUGUUGAUCUUGAUGCUGGGAAGAAGGAGCUAAUAGUUGACAUGCCUCGCAAGCGAACCCAGACAAGAAGGUUUGGCAAUGAUGAGACCAUGGUGGAUAUAUCUGACUUAGAGAGUUCUUCUGACACUGAUGAUGAGCGUGGUGCACCUCACACUCGUCGUGGCCGAUCUCGCCUUGGCCGGCGUAGAGGAAGAAGUAGCUAUGAUGCUGACUUCAACUCUGAAGAUGCUGAUGUACGUUAUGGGGAAUGGAGCAAGUCUGAGUUGUUCAAAGUGGAGAAAGCUCUUCUCACUUGGGGUUGGGGACGAUGGAAAGAAUGUAUUCAGCAUAGUGGACUGCGGAAAGGCUGGAAAGAUGCUGACAUUGAAGAAUGUGCUCGGAUGAUUCUUCUGUACUGCCUUGGUGUGUACAGGGGAGAUGAAAAGAUCAAGAGCUUCAUUUGGGAUCUCAUUGCACCCAGUAAAGAUGCCAUCCUUGCCACAAAAAAUCAUAUGGUAGCACUCUGUUCAGAAAAUGUCAAGAAUGUCAAAGUUCCCUCCUUCAUACCUCUAAUGGACACCCAGACAGACAUGACUGACAAAUUGUUAACACAUAAG